Ficedula albicollis (Collared flycatcher) is the source of this 1230-nucleotide messenger RNA. Its product is annotated as mas-related G-protein coupled receptor member H-like. The record is from RefSeq and is a predicted model, not a curated record. The coding region runs from base 10 to 1230 and encodes 406 amino acids. The transcript has 4 exons. Gene Ontology annotation, molecular function: G protein-coupled receptor activity. NCBI's taxonomy places the organism in Eukaryota, Metazoa, Chordata, Aves, Passeriformes, Muscicapidae. Gene Ontology annotation, biological process: G protein-coupled receptor signaling pathway. Gene Ontology annotation, cellular component: membrane.
CCCUCCACCAUGGAGCUGAGCCUGACCUCCCCACCUCCCUCAUCUCCCGUGACGGGCAGCCAAGGAGAUGAUUCCUGUGGGAUCAAUGUCACCGAUGUGACCAUAGAUGGUGUCACACUGUUCAUCUGCCUCUGUGGGCUGAUUGGGAAUGGAGCUGUUCUCUGGCUCCUUGGAUUCCACAUCCGCAGGAACCCCAUCACCGUCUACAUCCUCAACCUGGCUGUGGCCGACUUCACCUUCAUCGUCUUCAUGGUCGCCUCCUUUGUGAUCCGCCUGCUGUAUGAUGUGUCCUGCUCCAAUGUUGUGUCCGUGACACACCUGAUUUGCCUUCUCCUGCUAACCCUGUUCUCCUACAACAUGGGGCUGUACCUGCUGACAGCCAUCAGCAUCGAGAGGUGUAGCUCGAUUCUCUUCCCCCUCUGGUACCGCUGCCGCCGUCCCCAGCACCUGUCCUGGGUGGUGUGUGCCCUGCUCUGGGCACUCUCCAUCGCUGUCAUGGUGGUGGUGACCGCAUCGCUGUCAUGUCUCUCCUCCCGCUCCCACCAAGAACGAGGUGAAGGGGUUGGUGCUGCUGUGGAUGCAGGUGAGCAGCAAAACAACUUGGGAGGACACAACGAUGUAACCGAGCUGCUGCAGGAAAUGGCAGAGGCCGAGUGGGAGGGCAAAGAGGAGGAGAAAGAGCACAAUGCAUCCUGCUCCAUUGUCGUGUCCCAGAUGCUCCUGAGGUCCCUUCUCCUGCUGUCCCUGUUCUCCUACAACAUGGGGCUGUACCUGCUGACAGCCAUCAGCAUCGAGAGGUGUAGCUCGAUUCUCUUCCCCCUCUGGUACCGCUGCCGCCGUCCCCAGCACCUGUCCUGGGUGGUGUGUGCCCUGCUCUGGGCACUCUCCAUCGCUGUCAUGGUGGUGGUGACCUCCCUCUGCCUGUUAAAGGACGAAGAGCACUGCCAGGUGGCUCUCAUCUCCAUGUAUGCCCUCAACUUUCUCAUCUUUGCUCCACCCAUGGUAAUCUCCAAUGUGAUCCUCUUCAUCAAGGUCCUGUGUGGCUCCAAGAGACGUCAGCCUAAGAGGCUCUACAUCGUUAUCUUCCUCACUGUGCUCUUCUUCCUCAUUUUUGGAGUGCCCCUCAGCCUCUGGAGUUUCCUGCAGCUUCUCGAUUACAUAUUUAAGCACAAUCAUGUGUUUUUCCUGCUUGCCUGCAUCAACAGCUGGGGGGAGGGACACGACGGGUAA